Molecule: messenger RNA, 450 nt
Organism: Puccinia graminis f. sp. tritici CRL 75-36-700-3
Lineage: Eukaryota; Fungi; Basidiomycota; Pucciniomycetes; Pucciniales; Pucciniaceae
Exons: 1
Coding region: 1-450 (149 amino acids)
Source: RefSeq, a predicted model, not a curated record
AUGGAUAUAGAUCCACAAGCGUCGAGCGUCUCGGCGGAUACCCAGCUACGCCCCAAAUCCCCGGACGUACGAGUCCUCUCGAAAGAGGAAAGGAUCCAACUAUUAGUCCGAGAGCACGUAGCCCUCUGGAAGAAAUUCCUAGUGGAUCAACCCUUAGGCGCUUCGGAGGGCAACAGAGCACUCCUAACUCAAGCUCAAGACAGUCAACGCGCUCUCCAGAAAUUAAUACCUCGAGCGGAGGUCGAAGAGUACGUCAAGGGCUGGAACCCUUGGACCGAGAAGAAAAACCUCUUCCCAGUUCUUCAACAGGAAAGAAACGGGAAGAACCGGAGCUCCUCCUCCCGAUCCAAUUCCUACAAAGCGCCCAAGAUGAACGACCCGCGUCGUUGGAAAAGACUUAUGAAAGCCUGCCACACCCUCGAAUCGGGUUACAUGAACAUGGAGGAUUAG